Molecule: messenger RNA, 1095 nt
Organism: Amaranthus tricolor (Joseph's coat)
Lineage: Eukaryota; Viridiplantae; Streptophyta; Magnoliopsida; Caryophyllales; Amaranthaceae
Product: psbP domain-containing protein 6, chloroplastic
Exons: 3
Coding region: 84-944 (286 amino acids)
Source: RefSeq, a predicted model, not a curated record
AACCAACCAAUCCCAAUUGUAUUUCAGACCUCAUCCAAAAACCUUCAAUUUUUUUUCUUUGUCUCUUCUUCUGCAACACAAAAAUGGCGACUGCUUCAUUAGCCAAACUUCCCUUAACUCCAUCAUCAUCAUCCUCCUCCCAAUCAUCAUCAUCAUCAUCAACCUCCAUCAAAUCCAACCACGCACAAAAAAUCUCCUACUUUUCCCUUCACAGAUCUUCUGUAAAGAACCCUACAUUGUUACAGCAAUCAAAUACCCAGAAACAAGAACAGCAAGGAAAGGUAAUUAUAAGAAGAGAUUUAUUGUUGGGAAUUUCUGUUCUUCCAUUUGUUCUAGAAGUUUCUCCUUCAGAAAGUAAGGAAGUUGAAGUGGGUUCUUAUUUACCACCUUCAUCUACUGAUCCAUCUUUUGUUUUCUUCAAAGCUUCUACCAAAGAUACCCCUGCUCUUCGUGCUGGUAAUGUGGCACCUUACCAGUUUAUAUUACCACCAACAUGGAAGCAGUUGAGAAUAGCCAACAUACUGUCUGGGAAUUACUGUCAACCAAAGUGUGCUGAACCAUGGGUUGAGGUCAAAUUCGAAGACGAGAAACAAGGGAAGAUUCAAGUCAUAGCUUCCCCGCUUAUCCGCCUCACCAACAAGCCUAAUGCAACCAUCGAAGAAAUUGGCAGUCCGGAGAAAUUGAUUGCUUCCCUUGGUCCUUUUGUUACCGGAAACUCUUAUGAUCCUGAUGAAUUGCUCGAGAAUUCUAUCGAGAAAGUUGGUGAUCAGACGUACUACAGAUAUGUGUUGGAGACACCAUAUGCCCUAACAGGAACGCACAAUCUUGCUAAGGCAACAGCGAAGGGGAGCACAGUCAUUUUGUUUGUCGCCAGUGCAAAUGAUAAACAAUGGCAGACGUCACAGAAAACUCUGCAAACCAUAGUAGAUUCUUUCCAAGUUUAGUUAGUUCCUCUGUCAUGUUAUGUUAGUAUAUGUCCAUUCUCUAUGGAGUAUAAGAUUUCUUAUUUUUAGUUUUAAAUGUAAUACAUCUAUCCGACUUUGUAUGUUAAAGUCACACAUUGAGAUAAUAGAAUAUCAUUGUAUGUUCUCUCAA